AAAAAAUCCUAAUAUAAACUGUAAAAAUCUCCAGUCCUCACUCCACAUCAGGUGGUGGCAGUACUCGUCCUGUACAUUGUUAUUCCAUCCGGGGUGCAGCUAAACUGGAGAAGAAGCGACACAUAAUCCUGCGAGAGGCACCGACCGGUGUUUUAUCAUAAUAAAUGAUUAUGAUAGAUGACGAGAGUUUUUUCUCUGCAGACUAUGACACACUUUCGGGGUCAGAUCCGGGGGCCACACUGGGGUCCCACGAUGGACAACAUGCUGAUAGACUUCUGGCGCAAACACGAUUGCCUUUUUAAUUCCUCGGUGGAUUCUUACUACGACAAGGAUCUGAAGACGAAGCUGUGGAGCGAGUUCGCGUUGUCCAUCGGAAAGCCUGUAUCUGAUGUUGAGAGAAGAUCGAGAUCCCUCCGGACUCAGUACGGGAGGGUGUUGUGGCAUCCCGAGAGGGUCAGCACUGUCCAGCAAAAGAUGCUCAGGGAGAAACUGGAUUUCUUGAGGCCUUACAUAGUUCGCAGGCGAGGUGAAUCCUAUCUGGAGGAAAAUGAUUAUCGGGAAGAGGACGACGAGGAGCUGGAGACUGAAGAGAGUAUUGACCAGGAGAUGGGGAGCUCGUUUGGUAGCCCGCUGGAUGCUGAUGUGACUGCACAAGAUCUGGACGAUGAACCCCAGUUUGUCUCCCCCAUCCAGAACCCCGCUCCCCUACACUGCCCAAACCCACAGCCUCAAGUCACCGACGUGAUGUCUUUGAGCUGCCCGCACCCGGACCCGCCGGACCAGACGGCAGACACAUCCAAACACGACAUACUGAGCCAGUUUGCAGAGGUGAUGUUGGCGGAUAUGCGUCAGAUUAAAGACCCUAUGGUGCUCAUGAGACUGCGCCGAGACAUCACAGACCUGGUGUACAAAGCGGUGGAGGAGGACCUGCAGAGGCGGUGCGUUCGGGGGCCCGGGAUGGGGGAGAGCGCGCCGUCAAGGAGCUGCUCCAGGCCCCGGCAGGCGUGUUCACAGGCAACCGGCUCCUGGAGGCAGAGGUUGCUGCGGAGAAAGAAAGAGUGUGAGGUCGGAAGGAGGAUGCAGAGAUGGGAGGAGAUGAAGCACAUGAGGAGAAUAUGCAGGAGUCAGACCGUCCAGCAAAACCAAACGCUGGAGGGGAUGAGUGAAAACAGCUCUCAGGCUAUUAAUCAGGCUCCUGAGAUCAAAAGAGAGACGGAGCCACACAUGGUCAAGGUUGAGGAGGAGUCACUGCCGCUGGCCUGAACGUUUAGAUUUAGAGAUUGCGCCACCGUUGUCUCCUGAUUCAGUAGUUUUUAGACUUAAAUGAGUUAUUCAACAGUAAGCGAUAACAACAAGUGUCAGUCAUGUUCUCCUUAAUGAGCACUGAGUCGCACUUUGAGGAGGAUUUCAAGAUACGGGACUAUUACCAGAGAUAGAGAGGAAUCUGAAGCAUCGUCUAACAUCGGGAAUCACAGAGAAGAGAGACACUUUGCUGCCUUUUCAAACGCAAGAUAUCCGGUUUCUAAUGAAUAUAUGCCUUUCAGAAAACAGUUCAGACCAACUCAUUUACAAAUAACAAAAAGUUAUGAGCUGUGUCUUGAUGUCCUGCUCCUAUUAAAGGUUUCCCCCUCUU
Molecule: messenger RNA, 1633 nt
Organism: Dicentrarchus labrax (European seabass)
Lineage: Eukaryota; Metazoa; Chordata; Actinopteri; Moronidae
Exons: 3
Coding region: 178-1263 (361 amino acids)
Biological process (GO): regulation of transcription by RNA polymerase II
Cellular component (GO): transcription regulator complex; nucleus
Source: RefSeq, a predicted model, not a curated record